Sander lucioperca (pikeperch) is the source of this 1479-nucleotide messenger RNA. It is a transcript of the gene s100a11, whose product is annotated as S100 calcium binding protein A11. The record is from RefSeq and is a predicted model, not a curated record. Gene Ontology annotation, cellular component: perinuclear region of cytoplasm. The transcript is spliced from 3 exons. NCBI's taxonomy places the organism in Eukaryota, Metazoa, Chordata, Actinopteri, Perciformes, Percidae. Gene Ontology annotation, molecular function: calcium ion binding; transition metal ion binding. Bases 223 to 486 code for a protein of 87 amino acids.
GUGUGCAGUUUUAGUGGAAUCGGGCAGAGAUAAGGUCAGCCUGCUGGAUGGGGGAGAAGGGGGCAGGUUAAGUGUUUUCCGCUGAUGUGUGCAUCAGUGAACGCAGAUGAAGCGUAUAUAUAUUCAGAGAGGUGAUGGUCAGAGUGGAGGCACAAGGUUCUUGGUACCAGCAUAACACACAACGCACAGCAUCUCAACACAAAGGUCUCCGCACAAAGCAUCAUGGAAGCUGCCAUCUGCACCCUUGUUAACCAGUUCAAGACAUACGCUGGGAAAGAUGGAUCCUCCAGCACCCUGAGCAAAGACGAAUUCCAGAACCUGGUGACCUCUGAGCUGCCCAACUAUGUCAAGAACACCAGCGAUCCUGUGGCUAUCGAGCAGCUCAUGAGUUCGCUGGAUGAAAACAACGACGGGGAGCUGACUUUCUGCGAGUUCUGGCAGCUGAUUGGAAAACUGGCGAGCAAACAGGGAGGCUUCACUCAGUAAAUCCUGCCACUGUCUUGUCAAUUGUGGCUUUGAACAAAUUGUGCAACACCAAUCAGCUCAGUUCGAGCUGUCCAACUGUAAACUCAAAGGCCUGCAAGUUCUUUUAUCACUCCACCUAUGCCACAUGUGUAACUCUUUGAAUUAAAGACUUCAUUGUCUUAAACCCUCAGCCGCCAACACUCUGUUUCCUGUCAUUCAUUCACCACAUUAUAUGAUGUCCAUGCACCCACAUUUGAGCAGGAGUGUAUUACAGCCUUGAUUUAGGGGCCUGUAAUCCUAUAUGCGUUACUGCUGCCACAAAUACACCAUCCAGACCAUAUCUUGUUCCAUAGAGCUUCAUAAUGCCUGUACAAAGCUGCCUGUACAAAGCUGCCUGUACAAGCAUUAAGCAUAAAGCAUAGCCUCUUCACUGUCUGUCAAUGAUGACUUAGUGGACUCUGUAAUGGGGAUAUGUGGACCAAAUACGUCCCAUUAUGUUUGGGACAUUUCAAGCUUUGUAGUUUAAUUGCAUUGUCCUUGUUUAGCUGUUAGUUAUUGGUGUUAUACUGUCAUGUUGUGUUUAUUCUGAUGUCUAGACAGAGUUAUGUGUGCUGGCUUGCUCCCCAGCUGUUUUAUAGCCUAUAGGCCUGUUUUAAUCGUGCAAAAGAGAGGCGAUGCUGCUAACUGAUGUUAAAAAGGCAGAUCUUUCAACAGAUAAGAAAAUGUGACCUUUGUAUCCAAAUUACACAUGCCGAGGUGCCAGUGUGGGAGGAGGGGUGACGGGCAAAUGAGUCAGCAGCAAUAAAGUGAGAGAUUAAAAGAGCAGUGGCACUGGUAUGUGUAGGCUGUGUGUAUAUUGUCUGGGUAGGGAAGUCUCCUAAAUGGGCAGUCAACAGCUUUCCCACAUAAUCUGGGUGUAGAGGCUUGUAUCUCAUGUAUCCAUAGAAAGAAGCACAAGUAGUGAGAUUUAAUCUGUGGAGGGAAUUUAAAAAUAAUAAUUGAAGGCCCUUUCAA